Phialemonium atrogriseum is the source of this 1683-nucleotide messenger RNA. RefSeq names its product putative trna (uracil-5-)-methyltransferase. Gene Ontology annotation, biological process: tRNA processing. The record is from RefSeq and is a predicted model, not a curated record. Gene Ontology annotation, molecular function: tRNA (uracil(54)-C5)-methyltransferase activity, S-adenosyl methionine-dependent. NCBI's taxonomy places the organism in Eukaryota, Fungi, Ascomycota, Sordariomycetes, Cephalothecales, Cephalothecaceae. The coding region runs from base 1 to 1683 and encodes 560 amino acids. The transcript has a single exon.
AUGAAUGGAAAAAGGAUGGCUCAUGAUGGCGGUGGCGACAAACCAAAGAAGUUCAAGAAACGGAAGCAAAAACCUGUCCAAGAGGGAUCAGCAGAGGAAGUUCUUCUCACUGACAUCCAAUCAUUAUUGGCCUCUCAAAAGAUUUCAGACGGCGAGCAGGAGGAAUCUACUGAGCAGAAUGAGGCACAGCCGCUCCCUGAACCGGGUUCUGAGAUCGAUGUUGAAGUUAUCGAGCUCUCCUCGACGGGGGACGGCCUCGCGAAACAAAAAGGUUCCGACCGGAUCUACGCAGUUCCCUUCUCGGUGCCUGGCGAUACCGUCCGAGUCAAGGUGUAUCGCCACUUGGACGAACAGGGUUACACCGUCGCAGACUUCAUUUCGGUCACCAAGGCUUCUCCGCUCCGGGAUAAUAGCCGGAUUCAAUGCCAGUAUUUUGGGCGAUGUUCGGGAUGCCAGUUCCAGAUGCUGGAGUAUCCCGAGCAACUGAAACUCAAGAAGAGGAUCGUAGAGAAGGCUUUUAAGAACUUCUCACAGUUACCACCCGAGCUAGUACCGGCAAUUCAGGAGACCAUUGGGAGCCCCCUGCAGUAUGGCUACCGCACAAAGCUUACGCCGCAUUUCGACGGUCCCCCAGGCAUGCGUCGUCGGGGGCCCAGAAAGGCACUGGACCACAUGCCUCCCAUAGGAUUUACUCCCAAGGGGUCGACGAAGGUUCUGGACAUCGAGGAUUGCCCCAUCGGGACCGAUGCGGUCAGGAAGGGGAUGAAGAUGGAACGGGAACGCAUGGCUGUUGAGUAUGGCAAAUACGAGCGCGGAGCAACGCUGUUGUUGAGGGAGAAUACCCAGCGCGUACCCAAAUCCUCGUCCCAGGGUAACAGCACAACAACAUCAACAGCACCAGAUGAUAUCCCCUCCGACUCUGUCAAAGUUGAAACCGACAGCUACACGGACUAUAAGACCUGCAUAACAGACAACAACGCGACGACAACAGAAUACAUCGAUGACUUCGUCUUCACCAACCCCGCCGGUGCCUUUUUCCAGAAUAACAGCUCGAUUCUCCCGCCUUUCACUGACUAUAUCCGGCAACACAUCCUUCCUCCGCCUCCCUCCACCACCGCGACGCCGCCCAAGCCCAUCAAGUACCUCAUCGACGCCUACUCGGGCUCGGGCCUCUUCACCAUCACCCUCUCGUCUCUCUUCACCGGCGGCAGCACGGGGAUCGAUAUCGCGGACAAGUCGAUCGCGUUCGCGCGGCGCAACGCGACACUCAACGGGCUCGACGAGGCGCAGUGCCGGUUCAUCGCGGCGGACGCGCCCGAGCUCUUCCGCAGCGUCAGCGCCUACGACCCGGACGAGACGGUCGUCGUGCUCGACCCCCCGCGCAAGGGCUGCGACGCCGGCUUUCUGCGCCAGCUGCUCAGCUUCGCGCCCAGGAGGGUCGUCUACGUCAGCUGCAACGUGCACACCCAGGCGAGGGACGUCGGGGUCCUGGUCCGGGGGGAGGUCGGCGGCGCGGAGGAGGGGAAGAACGGCAGUGGGCUUGGGGAGGAGGGGGAGGGUGAGGGCGAGGGGAAGAAGCAGAAGGGGGCGAGGUACGAGAUUGAGAGUCUCAGGGGUUUCGACUUCUUCCCUCAGACAGGACAUGUCGAGGGUGUUGCCAUAUUGAACAGGGUAGAUGGAUAG